Molecule: messenger RNA, 2012 nt
Organism: Mollisia scopiformis
Lineage: Eukaryota; Fungi; Ascomycota; Leotiomycetes; Helotiales; Mollisiaceae
Exons: 2
Coding region: 208-1743 (511 amino acids)
Molecular function (GO): protein binding
Source: RefSeq, a predicted model, not a curated record
UCCUGACCUUCAAAACCACGGCCCUUCCCUCCAUUCACCCACCUCAUCCAUUUCCCUCCCGGACACGCCUCCAGAACUUUUGGGCCGGGUCGUCAAUUCGGUCGAUAUCAAACUAAACUUGGAGCUUUGGUACCAGUCGCGUCCUACGCGGUCUGUCUCGACGAGGAAAAAAAAGUCCUUUUCUGGCAGCAGCCGUACAUCUGGUAGAUGUCUGCCAUGAUGGAUUCCUCUCCCAGCAAAACCAAUGCUAGGACUGUCCAGAAUCCUGUACCUUCGACAGCAGGUGUAAAGAGACCAGCUCCCUCAUUAUUGCCCGCGUUCGAGCCCUCUUCGUCGCCCGGCUUCCCUCGACCUUCGAAGAGACAAACUCGUUCUUCCCCUUCUCAACGCGAACAUGCUUACCAGAAAUACCCUACACCGAUUCCUACCUCGACGACGGGUAUUUUGUCCUCUUCUCCACCUCAAAUUCACGUCCGACCCGGUCUGCAACGAACUCAAUCCUCGAUCUCGGAGCGUGCUCCGCUCUCCUCGGUACCCUCAGUCACUAUGCCCGAGAAUGGAGAAACCCUCAAGAUGGGCAGAUCCAGCAAUUCUUCCCACUACCAAUUAUCUGCCAAUCGACUUAUCUCCCGUGUACACAUCGAAGCAAGGUAUAUCGCCGCUUCAGUCCCUCUCGAGCCCAACAAAGUUGAAAUUAAGUGUAAAGGGUGGAAUGGAGUGAAGUUGCAUUGUCAGGGUCGGACAUGGGAAUUGGCCAAGGACGAUACUUUCACAUCGGAGACCGAGUUCGCAGAGAUCAUGUUGGAUGUACAGGACGCCCGUGUACGAAUCGAAUGGCCGAAUAGGGAACGUAAGGAGUCGGUGGACUCUUGGGAAGAUGAGAGCUCGCCGAAGGGUCGUCUGUCUGCAAUUAAUGCUCGUGGUCAGAUCAUUGAGUCUAGUCCUCUGCGACGUGGGCAGAGACUCGAAUCUCCUGUGUCUCCGACUCCAGCACGUCCUUCUCGAAAUUCUGGAGACUUGGCCCACUUGUUCUCUGAUGAUAUAGAGCCGAAUGUUGUCCAAGUGUAUGAAGACUCUCCCUCACCAAAGCGGAGGCCAGAUAUUGAGGACGGAGAAUCUUUCGUGUCGACACAAGCUGCUACCUCUUUCGCGCAACCUCCUAUUGAGAGUCCGACGAGUGAACUCAGCGAACCGGAGGACGACCCUGAUGAAGAGAAUGAUCCCAUUGUGCACUCCUUCGGUCCUUUCGGUGCUAACAUCUCCUCCCGCAUGGCAUCCUUCACCACCAUCGCGAGCCCAGAAAUCCCUCGACGUGAUCCAACACCCUCUCCCAAAGCCAGAUCCAGUUCCGAGUCCACCAACGAAGCAGAUGCUGUUCCCAUUGUGAACCAUGUCGUGAAUCAAUUGGCGUUCUCGCGUCUCUCCUCCACUCCUCUCUCAGUUAUCUUAAAUAACCUCCCAGCCGAAUUCCGGAACCCCAAUCCAACAGGCCAAGAGAACAAGGGACUUUCGAAAGAUGAUUUGCGCAGAAUGCUCAACGCGACAUCAUGUAUCGGAGAAAUACACCGUGAAGGAAAGGAUGCCGCCGGAAAGGCACUUGAGAGCGAGUACUACUACAUUCCCGACGAAGACCAAGACGAGCACCGAAGAGCAGCCGUCGUCGAUGGUCUGCGCAAACCCAGUCUCAGAAACUGCAGAAAGCAACACAAGCAAUACUACUGGAAACGACCUCGCACGCCUUGACGAACGGAAACGAAGCUGGUCGCUGUUAUGGAUAUGAACCCUGUUCGAAGCUGCGCGAGAAAGCACCUUGUUGUAUACGGCCGUGAUACCACUCUCUCCUCGAGAAGAAAAAAUCUUCCUGUUGUUCCAUACCUUUUUCAUACCCCAUGCAUAGCGAGGCGUAUGAUUAAAUUUCCUUUUUCAUCAUUGUUGGAUUUGCGCUCAAAGGAGGAGUAGGCGCUGUGGAUUAAAUGAAUAAAUCACCCAUCCAUCAUAUGGAUUCUUCGUCG